Melanaphis sacchari is the source of this 1390-nucleotide messenger RNA. Its product is annotated as estradiol 17-beta-dehydrogenase 11-like. The record is from RefSeq and is a predicted model, not a curated record. The coding region runs from base 302 to 1300 and encodes 332 amino acids. Gene Ontology annotation, cellular component: lipid droplet. NCBI's taxonomy places the organism in Eukaryota, Metazoa, Arthropoda, Insecta, Hemiptera, Aphididae. Gene Ontology annotation, molecular function: oxidoreductase activity, acting on the CH-OH group of donors, NAD or NADP as acceptor. The transcript has 8 exons.
CAGACUUCAGUGCGUAUUAUAUUGCCGCGACAGUGUGUUCACACGUGUGUGAACGGCAGUUUCAGUACCUACCUACUUGUCAGUUGUAGUAGUGGUCUGUAGGUGCUUUCCGUAAAAACAUCGUACCUGUCAGAGAAUCCGAACCAAAAUUUUCGUAUAAAAAAUAACACUACCUAAAGCAAGCACUACAUACUUAGUGAACGUUUCUUCGACAAAAAUAAAAUAAAGUGAGCAUUAAUACUAUUCGAAUGAAGUAAAAAUAUUAAUUUAAACAGUCAUCAAUACAAGGCUAUCAGUAAUCAUGAUGACAGAAAAUAAAAAAGAGUCAACUCAUCCACCUCUUAAGAGGUAUAGGUCGAAUUCUAUGGGGAAUUCAGUGGCUUAUGCUGGCUUAUUACUCGUAGAGUUAAUUCUAUUGGUUUUAAAAUUCAUUUAUACUACUGUUGAGUCCAUUAUACGUACAUUUUUACCACCAUUAGAAAAAUCACUUAAAGAUGAAAUUGUUUUAAUAACUGGAGCGGGUCACGGUAUUGGUCGAGAAUUGGCAUUAUUGUUUGCCAUACAAAAUGCAAUUAUUGUAUGCUGGGAUUUAGACGAAAAAGGAAAUAAUGAAACAAAACAAAUUCUUAAGCUUAAAGGUUACAAACGUGUUUACACUUAUAAAGUAGACGUAUCUAAUAGACAAGAAGUUUUGGAUGCUGCAGCCUUAGUUAAACAGGAAGUUGGUAGCGUCUCGGUGUUGGUAAACAAUGCCGGAAUCAUGCCAUGUAGACCAUUAUUUUCUCAAAGCCAUGAGACAAUUGAAAAAAUAUUCAACGUCAACGUUUUAGCUCAUUUUUGGGCUCUGGAAGCUUUUUUACCAAGCAUGAUUGAAAAUAACCAUGGCCACGUAAUCGCUUUAUCAUCAAUGUGCGGGGUCAUCGGACUCCCAAAUGUUGUUCCAUAUUGCGCUUCGAAAUUCGCCGUUAGAGGACUCAUGGAAGCCUUAUACGAAGAGUUAAGAGUUGGAGAUACGAAAAACAAUAAAUCUGAAAUCAAAUUCACUACAGUUUACCCAAUUAUGGUUAAUACAGGACUAGUUAAGAAACCUAGAAAUCGAUUCCCAUUCUUGUUGGAUAUGCAAUCGCCUGAAAAAGUAGCCAAUAUAAUUGUAAAAUCGAUGAGGCGUAACUACAAAGAAGUCAGUAUACCGUGGAUGCUGAUGCCUCUCGACCGGAUAUCCAGACUGUUGCCCGGAAAAUUCAUUCAGAACGUUAAAGAUUUCAUCGACACUGGCUUGGACCCACACACAGAUGAUUAAAUUAUAGGUACCAGUUGUUUUUCCUCUAACAUAAUUAUACUAUAAAACUUUUGAUAAUAUUUGUUAAAAAAACUUGAUUACCUACUAUUU